This is a messenger RNA of Metopolophium dirhodum (rose-grain aphid), 692 nucleotides long. Its product is annotated as V-type proton ATPase subunit G-like. Gene Ontology annotation, biological process: proton transmembrane transport. NCBI's taxonomy places the organism in Eukaryota, Metazoa, Arthropoda, Insecta, Hemiptera, Aphididae. The coding region runs from base 148 to 513 and encodes 121 amino acids. Gene Ontology annotation, cellular component: vacuolar proton-transporting V-type ATPase complex. Gene Ontology annotation, molecular function: proton-transporting ATPase activity, rotational mechanism. The transcript is spliced from 3 exons. The record is from RefSeq and is a predicted model, not a curated record.
UACGACGUACAGAUAACUAAUGUUCUAGGUGGCAGGCUCUCCAGUUCUCGUAUCAUCAGCUCGUCUCUGCUGAGUGCUGAUCAUUCUCGUAUUACAUAAUACAAAAAUUGUUUUAAAAAAUUAAAUUGUUUUUAAUCAGUCGUCGUGAUGGCCAGCCAAACUCAAGGAAUCCAACAACUGUUGGCUGCCGAAAAGAGGGCUGCUGAAAAAGUAGCCGAAGCCAAGAAACGUAAAGCAAGACGUUUAAAGCAGGCCAAAGAAGAAGCUCAAGAUGAAAUUGAAAAAUACAGACAAGAAAGGGAAAAACAGUUCAAGGAAUUUGAAAUUAAACACAUGGGUUCUCGCGAAGAUGUUGCUGCAAGAAUAGAUGCUGACACUAAAAUAAAGAUUGAAGAAAUGAAUAAGGCCGUAAUUGUUAACAAGCAGGCAGUCAUUGAUCAAAUUCUUGAACUGGUUUAUGACAUCAAACCAGAGCUGCACAAAAAUUUCAAAGCUACAGCUAACAAAGAAUGAUAUGUGUGUCAUAGUAUUUUUUUUCAAUUCCAUAUAAGAAAUAUAAAGGUGUACAAAUUCAAUUUUGGUUUUAGUUUUCGUUUCACUGAAACAUUCCAUAUGUUGUUCAAUUUUAUAGUGUAUUAUUAUCAUGAUUAUUUAUUUGUUUAGGAUUUCAAUAUUAAAAUUUUAAGAACAUA